AUGCCUUCUCACGAGACUUUCAGAAUCAAGCGAUUCCUGGCCAAGAAACAAAAGCAGCAUCAUCCCAUUCCCCAACGGAUUCUAACGAAGACUGGUAAUAAAAUCAGGUACAACUCCAAGAGAAUACACUGGAGAAGAACCAAGCUAGGUCUAUAAGGAGGCUCACAUAUGAAGUAUCACACAUUUAU
This is a messenger RNA of Hippopotamus amphibius kiboko, 188 nucleotides long. RefSeq names its product 60S ribosomal protein L39-like. Gene Ontology annotation, molecular function: structural constituent of ribosome. The transcript has a single exon. The record is from RefSeq and is a predicted model, not a curated record. Gene Ontology annotation, cellular component: ribosome; cytosolic large ribosomal subunit. NCBI's taxonomy places the organism in Eukaryota, Metazoa, Chordata, Mammalia, Artiodactyla, Hippopotamidae. The coding region runs from base 1 to 156 and encodes 51 amino acids. Gene Ontology annotation, biological process: translation.